AUGUCGAACGCAGAAGCUGGAAAGGCGGUUUCGCCGAAGAAACUAAUAAUCAAUGCCUUUGUUGAGUCCUGCAGUGGGCAUCAAUCUCCAGGAUUAUGGCGACAUCCAGACGACCGCUCAUGGGACUUUAACAACAUUCACCACUGGGUGGAGCUGGCUAAACUACUAGAGAAGGGGAAAUUCCAUGGCAUGUUCAUUGCCGAUGUACUGGGUGCGUAUGAUGUCUACAAGGGUCCUCAAAACCCAGAUCCGGCCAUAGUAUCAGGCGCUCAGUGGCCAGUGAAUGAACCACUGGCCGUAGUCCCUGCAAUGGCAGCUGCGACAAAGAGUCUCGGAUUUGGUGUGACCGUAGCCACUACGUACGAGCAACCGUACCACCUUGCUCGCAGGCUGAGCACUGUAGAUCAUCUCACCGCCGGAAGAGUAGGCUGGAACAUUGUUACUGGAUAUCUGGAUUCGGCUGCCAGGAACCUCGGUCACAACGAACAGCCAGUACAUGACAAGCGGUACGAAAUUGCUGAAGAAUAUGUCGAGGUCAUGUACAAAUUAUGGCAGUCAUCUUGGAGGGAUGACGCGGUAAAAUUGGAUCGCGUGAAGGGUACCUAUACCGAUCCCUCGCUGGUUCGUCAGAUCAACCAUGUCGGACAGUACUAUACCGUCCCAGGACCCCACAUCUGUCAGCCUUCUCCUCAGCGUACACCAGUCAUCAUGCAAGCGGGAACGUCAAAGGCCGGGAAGACAUUUGCCGCAAGAAAUGCCGAGGCGAUUUUCGUAGCUGGGCACAGCCCCGCUGUAGUUGCGAAGAACAUUGCUGAGAUUCGCCAGAUGGCUAGGGACGAUUACAACCGUGAUCCAAGCUCGAUCAAGUUCUUGGCAAUGCUGUGCCCCAUCAUCGGAAAGACACAGGAUGAAGCCCAGGCCAAGUAUGAUGAUUUCAUUCAGUACGGGUCGGAAGACGGUGCACUCGCCCUCUUUGGUGGCUGGACUGGAAUCGACCUUGCAAAAUAUGGCGACGACGAAGAACUCCGACACGUCGAGUCGAAUGCCAUCCGGUCAGCAGUGGAGGGCUGGUCAAAGUCCAGUCCAGGAGUGCCUAAAUGGACCAAGCACACAGUUGCGAAUCACAUCAAGAUUGGAGGUUUGGGCGCCACGGUUGUCGGAACUCCUGAACACGUUGCGAACGAGAUGGAGAGAUGGGUGUCGGAAGCAGACGUCGACGGAUUCAACCUGGCGUAUGCUCUCAUGCCUGCGUCUUUUGAAGACGUCAUUGAGUUUUUACUCCCAGUACUCAAGCAGAGGGGACUGUUUUGGGAAGAUUAUGCCGUUGAGGGCGGUACAUACCGUGAGAAUAUAUAUGGGAAGAAGGGCGUGAGCAGGCCCCCGGCAGAUCACCCGGCAUCUCAGUAUCAUUGGAAAGCGGAGUAG
Molecule: messenger RNA, 1425 nt
Organism: Neoarthrinium moseri
Lineage: Eukaryota; Fungi; Ascomycota; Sordariomycetes; Amphisphaeriales; Apiosporaceae
Exons: 3
Coding region: 1-1425 (474 amino acids)
Molecular function (GO): oxidoreductase activity, acting on paired donors, with incorporation or reduction of molecular oxygen; monooxygenase activity
Source: RefSeq, a predicted model, not a curated record